This is a messenger RNA of Gallus gallus (chicken), 7311 nucleotides long. RefSeq names its product RAB8B, member RAS oncogene family (gene RAB8B). The coding region runs from base 2588 to 3211 and encodes 207 amino acids. Gene Ontology annotation, biological process: regulation of exocytosis; protein secretion; cellular response to insulin stimulus. Gene Ontology annotation, cellular component: trans-Golgi network transport vesicle; synaptic vesicle; plasma membrane. The transcript is spliced from 8 exons. Gene Ontology annotation, molecular function: GTPase activity; GTP binding. NCBI's taxonomy places the organism in Eukaryota, Metazoa, Chordata, Aves, Galliformes, Phasianidae. The record is from RefSeq and is a predicted model, not a curated record.
GGGGGGGAACAGUGCAGUGUAGUUGGAGCGAGCUCAGCUUGAAAGUUGCUGCGUAGAUUCCAGUUAUCCUGUUUGUUGCUGUAUUGCUCAAGAAGGAUAAGGAGGGUUUGUACCUUGCCUCCUUUUCUGCCUUCUAGUGAACUCACUUUGAUUGCGAUUGGUGUCCAGUGGUGCUAAGUGCCACAGCCAUUGGAAAAACCGUUCUUCGCCCUUCUAAAAUUUUGCUUCUUCCACUUUUGCUUCAGGAGAAUAAGUAAGAUGUAGAUGAGUGGGGGGAGUUCAGUUAUGUGUAGCUCAAGCAAAAUAGUCUUUAGUGUGAUAAAUGAGAUCUAAUAGUGUGAUGCAUCUUCUGCAUUCUUUGACAGAUGGGUAUAAAAAUGAGACUUGAGCAAGCAAGCCAGGUAUUCAUGUUUUUCACUGCUGCUUUGCUAAUUCUGGGUGUUUAAUUGCCUUUUUCUGAAAAUUCCUUUGGCUUAUGUAUUAAAAACAAAACCUAAACCAUUUAAAAUACUCGGACAUUGAGGGCUAAUACUUCUUUUUAACAUAAAUUGCAUAUUCCCUGGCUAGAGAUGGAGAAAUACUGUCCAGUUGUAGAUACGCAGCUACUAUGUGCUAUCAGAGACUGACGCUUAAUUCGCAUCCUGAAAGGUUUAAAGUUUGUGGUUGAUUUCUUACUACACAUGCACCCAAAAUAGGUUUGUUGUUGUAAUUAUACAGUCCCUAUGGACUUAGUGAAAUAGAAGACCUAUUAAAUCAACUUGCGUUGGGGUCAACCAGAACUGCCAGCUAUCCCACAGCUUUCUCAUUGGUGAGGUCCAGCUGCUGCAAACUGCUGUUGAGCUACAUGAAGGGUGGAAUUAAUAUACUGGAUAACUGUCAUACAGAGAAAUACUAAGGAUUGGUGGGUUUUUUAACCAACUGUAUGAUUCAAGAAUGCAACCCUUCCACAGCCUUCAUUGUGAGCAGAGUAAAGAGUGAAGCCUUUCCCUGCAGCUGGAGCUGGUGUACUGAUGUACUGGCUCCAGCCUGAAUCCGCUAUUUAGGUUUCCUUGUGUUGGAGCACAAAACAAAACCUUCAUGUCCAAGCAGUGGUGUGUUGCAGGGAAGUGCUGUGGUGCAGGCCUAGCGCUGAACAACGGACAUCCCAGCUCUGAGUGGUGAGGGUCACAUCUGAGGGGAGAACUGGAGUGCUUUGAGGCUGAGCUGCUGCUCCAGAACCCACAGUAGCAAAAUGAACUGUUUCAGCCUCGCUGCUCAACUGGUUGUUCAGUUCUUGCAAGAAUUGCAUUGUUCUUUUGCGUUGCAACUCUUUGGAUUCUUUCCUGGUGUUUCUAUAAAGUGAUUGCGUUGCAGCUUCAUCAUGGGUAAAAUCUGCCCUGGUAGUUGAAAUAAGGAAAGUGUACGUGGGGGCAUAGGAAAGAGUGCAGUAGUGGUAGCAGUGUGCUCGGUGUGUGGGAUGAAUGUGACUUCUUGGUCUCAGUCAGAGGGGACUUAGGUGGGGCUGUCGUGUGUGCACAUCCAAAUCUGUGUGGUAUGUUGGCUCUUUUGAGUGCACAGAUUUCUCACAGUGUGAAUGUAUUGUUGUCAGUUUUCUUGGAAGCUGUGGAAGAAAAUAUCAUCAUCUUUAGUAAAGUGAGACGAAAGGAUGCACCCCUGACUUGUAGUUGGCAAGGAUCUGAAAGCAGUAAACCCUUUGCUCCACUUACCCCCGUCCUACAGUGGAAGCGUAAGCAGUUACAGUCCUAACUGACAUGUGGUUCAGUUCUUAGCACAGGCUUCAUCCAUGCAAACUGCAAGUCUGCAAUUCCUUUAACAGUCUUCUACUCAUGUCUAGUACCUGCAGACUCACUAGGUGGAAGUGCUGCUGUCAGACUUUGCCAUGUGCCAGCUCUACUUCAGCCAUUACAAGUAACUAUCCCUUGCAUUAUAAAAAUCUAGGUCUGUAUCUCCUUAAAAACAUCUAGAAUGUAAUUUCAGGUGGGCAUCCAAGUGCUGCAGGGCUCUUUCACCCUUCUGUACAGAAGAACAUUGUACAUUGUGUUUUGGAACUGUAAGUCUUGUAUCUUUUGCAAUCAAACUUUUGGAUUCAUGAAUAGCUCUUUAUUAUCUCUUCAAGUUUUUGUAUCCCACUGCGUAAUUAUAUACAAACAAAGAAUUUAUCAAGAUAGGAAAUUUUCAGUAAUUACUUUUGAAAUGCUGUGGUCAUUCAGGUGUGUAAAGUGCCACAAAUGCAGCUCGGUAAGCAGAGCAGUGCUCACAGCCCCACGCGUGUGCUCAGCGGGAAGUGGUAGCACAUGUCACUGGGCUCCCGCUCUGAACGUUUGCAGCUCACCGCUUCCUGUUACUGAAGCAAAAGAACAAAAGCAGCGCCAGUUUGCAGCUUGUUUUAGCUUCUCAAAAGUCACAGUCACAUUUGUUAAACUUGGUUGUCUUGUGGCAGAUGUUUAUGGAUUUCCCCUUUUGCUUUCCUUUUAGCUUCGUCUUUAUUCAAGGUGGAUUUUGGGGAAGUUCCUACUAGAAAGUUUGAUUUCUGAGAAGCUGUUCUUUGUGCACGUCUUGUUUUGGAAAUCCUGGUACUGUAAGGGAAAUGAGUAACUGCAGGAAAGCAGUCAGUGCAGGGCUCCUACCUGCAGUGCGGGCUCGUGCUCGGACGCCAUCUCUGCGGGUCUCCUACUGCUGGUGCUGCUGUGUCCUGGCUUUGGUAGCUCACGGAAUUGACUUCAAGAUCAGAACCAUAGAAUUAGAUGGGAAGAAAAUCAAGCUACAGAUAUGGGAUACAGCAGGCCAGGAGAGGUUCCGCACAAUCACAACAGCUUACUACCGAGGAGCCAUGGGAAUUAUGCUGGUGUAUGACAUAACAAAUGAAAAGUCUUUUGACAACAUAAAAAACUGGAUAAGAAACAUCGAAGAGCAUGCCUCUUCAGAUGUAGAGCGAAUGAUCCUGGGUAACAAGUGUGAUAUGAAUGAAAAGAGACAAGUCUCAAAAGAAAAGGGGGAAAAGUUAGCAAUUGACUAUGGAAUCAAAUUUUUGGAGACAAGUGCAAAAUCCAGCAUAAAUGUGGAAGAGGCUUUUUUCACGCUUGCACGGGACAUUAUGACAAAGCUCAACAGAAAAAUGAAUGACAGCAGUUCAUCGGGGGCAGGUGGGCCGGUAAAAAUAACAGAAAAUCGAUCUAAGAAGAGCAGCUUCUUUCGAUGCACGCUACUUUGAUGAACUUUUAACAAUAGACUGCAGCACACUUAGAACCUUUUCUGCUUCUUUGAAAGCACAGGGUCACAAAGCCUCAGAAAUAAUACCACCAAGCUGCUGCUGAGAGCUCCAUUGAACGUAGACUGCGAUACACAAAAUAUCAAGUGGAUUUUGCUCACUAAGCCUAUCCAUCUGUCAGGCUCCUUUUACUCAAAUACGGAAGCUAUGAAGUGGAGACACAAAUGCAAGAGUUAACUUGUUUUCCUUUUUUACUUUCUGUUUUAUUGCCUGUUGCGAAAGCUGCUAUGUUUCUUUUAACUUUGCACAUUCAUAUUAGCCUCUUACUGCCUGUUACAGCACAAUCUUACAUUUGUAUUUGCACAGUUUCGCUUGUAAGUAAGAUUCUUAACAGAUUUGUGCAGAUUUUUCCCUUCUGUUUUGAACAAAUUUAUUUUAAAGCAGAACAGCCAGAGGACAGAUUAAGUCUCAUUUCCAUUAUUUUCUUUGCUGUGUACUUACGGCCAUGACUGCAGUAUGGGUGUUGACACUCGAGUGAUGAGAAUUACUCUAACAAUUGACAUUUAACGAUUUGUAAGAGUUCUGUCUCACAGAUGCACAAAUCUGUUCAUGCAGAAGCCAUGGCUUUUAUUCUGAAUGUAGUAUGUUGCUUUUCUUUACCAGAUUUAGAAAAGUUGUGUUCUGAAUUGCCAGUCACUGUCUGAUUUCACAGAUGCACCUUUUGGUAAUUUUAAUAAACACCAUGUCUUUCCUCACUUAACUUCCAUUUGUUAGCUCAAACUGCCUGCACCUUUUCUUUGUUUUUGAUGAGGAAGUACACCCUGGAGUUGAGAUCAUCACAAAUUGGCCUCAUUGCAAUCACUUAAGUGGCUUAUGGAAUCUGAAUGCAUGAGUUUUGAGUAACCACUUUGUGGAUUCACUUGCUCAGAAUGACUGCUCUGAAGGUGACUUUGAUUUCUAUUUUAGUGAUAAAGAUGGUCUGUUAAUGUCUGUAAGCAUCAGCCCUUGACAAAAAGGUGUCCAAAAGUUAGCUUCCUGUGUGGUUGCUGAAGUUCAUCAAGCUCUGGCACUACAUGAAGGGUCACACUCGGGCUGGAACACAAUAUUGGUUACGCAGUUAAUGAUGAAUGUAUGAAGCCCUCAUUGGUCUGCUCAAGCAGUACAACUUUUUUUUUUUUGUCAAAAGCUGGUACAGUGACCUAGACUGUUAGAAGCAGAGUUGAAACUUAGUUGCCUUUUUUACUCAACUGAGCAUUGUAUAAUGUAGUCUUUGUUCCUACUACUUUUUUAUUGUCUACUGAAAAUUUUCCUCAAUAAGCAAGUAAAAUAGGUGCUCUAGUUCUGUUGAUGUGCCAAACUUGGACCAUUGUAAGCUUUAACUACAAGUUUGUGUCCAGCAUGUUUGUUAUUAGGGGAUAGGUGGAUUCUGUCAUUGUCGAAGUAAUGUCUCUGACUUGCUUGCUUUUGCUUCACUAUGUUGUCGAGUUGCAAACAGUGAAUUGGUUGUUACUGCAGAUAACUGCUUCAUUCGUGCUGUCUGGUACUGAGUUUGUCAUCUCGGGUCUGUUGUAAAUACUUUGAAAAUGAACAGACCAAUAGCAUUGGAUAUAAAAGGACCUUUGAUUUGAAAAGAUCUAACAGUAGUAGCUGGUUCUAUAAAGAUUAAGGUGUUAUCAACCUGUUCCCACAUGUAGCUUAAUAGAAAUAGUUACUGCAAUUAGAUGGUCAAUCUCAUAACCUUCUGUUGCUGCACUUAAAGAAAAAUCGUAAUGGCAACAAAGGUUUAGUGGAAAGUCAAAGCAUCCCUAACUGCUCAGUUGUCUACCCUUGAUGUUUUUCUUGGACAGGCUAAGGCAGUUAUGUUUUCUGUAUGUUUUUUCUUUUUCUUCUUUUGAAAAAAAAGUGCUUCUGUACAGAAAGUGUUGUGACACCAAUUAUGAAUGUUGUUUAUUUUCAGUAAUUUACCUCCGACUUACUUGGUGUCGUAAUACUUUGAUUUUUAUCUCAGGGGUUGUCUGCAAACCAAAACUGACAUGUUCUGUGUUUGGCACCGUUUACAGAAUGCUUUGUGUUGUUUUUCCUGUCUUCGCUGUGUGGUUAAGUGUGCAUUCAAUAUUAGUCUCCAUGAACUUCCCUUUGAAAGAGCCUGUAAGUAGGAGAGUCUAUGAAGUGCUUCUUGAAGCAGCAGUGAAUUGGGGUAUCUGCUCUGUAUUUGGGGGGAGGGGGGGCGGGGGGAAACUUGCUAUUUUCUUACAUUUAGCUGUGCUAAACUGUACAUAAAUGUGAGGUAAGACCAUAGGAAAUUCACUUUAUGCAUGAUAAAAUGAUGCAGUAAAUAUUUCACUUUGCUUAAUGUUCAUGUAAAGUUCAUCUUUUUCUAUUUGUAGAAGAAUUUAGUGCAAUUUUGUUGUCCCCUGCUGAAACUGAAGAAUUCUAAUUUCAUGUGGUCUUAUGGAUAAGGUAAAAUGCAGAUUUCUCUCUGUUUUGCCCCUACCCCUGUUCUCCAGCAGUAUUAAAUGGAUGAGUGGCUGCACUUUGUCAGUGUGCUAACUUCUGGUCAGUAUAGACCUCUUUCUGUCUACAGUCUGCCUUGUCAGACAUAGAAAACCGUGCUGUAUCUUAGCGUGCAAAUCAGCUGUAUGUUUUACUGGGAAUUUUUUAGCUAUGUUUUGCUUUAGACAAGUGGGUGAUGAUAAAUGACAUGUUUUGCCUAGGCAUCAGAUGCUGGGUACUACAGGCUUUUCUAAUACCAGUAGGAUUGUUUUGUGCAGUCUCUGUUGCUACUUGGCUCAAACCUAUAUAACCUAAAUUUUGAAGGACUCAACUAUACCUCAGUCAACUAGUUAGUAUUCUCAUGUUCAUUAGAAUGAAAGUCAUAGAAUUAUUCAUGAAGCAACAAAUGUGUUUCUGUUUUGCUCCAGAAAUUGCCAUUAAGCUUUUAGGAGAAGCAGAUGUUUCUGGUGGAUUUUAAUGGAAUAAAACCACUGUUUAUGCUGUUGAGGUUUUUUGAAAUAUUUCUCUGCCCUGUGUCUGUGUACUGUAUCUUGACCAGUAUUUUUCUAAAUGGCUUAGAAAGAAAUGUGGUCUCAGUGCACUGCAGUUUUAGCUUCCAGCCUGUGCUCAGCAAAACAUGCACAAGUUGUUUUUGUUGAGUGUAUCUAGAAUAUUUGAUUUACUGAAUGUCUUACUGGAAGUUGUAUUAUUGUUAAAGCUUAAACCACUCGAAACAUAGCUGACUUUUCUAUUUGGGGGCAGUCUCAAAGAUGCUGGUUGAGUUUUCAGAUCUGUAGUUGUGGUUUUUUUCCUUUUUUUUCCUCUUUUGUGCCCUUUUUAACAUGAACUAUUUCCAUUGUAAGUACAUUUCCCUUUCUAGUCCGCUGAAGUCAUUUAAGAAGUCAUAGUCAUUUUCACAAGUGAAAAAAGGAUUAUUGAACAUACAUAUUGCAUUGAAAUAUUGUGAAUGGAUACUGAUUUGAAGUACAUGAAUGAUAUGUAAAAAUGCAUAAAUGUUAUUUGUGGAAAUGCCCUGUUAUUUUGCUGUCUGUUAAUGUAACUGAAAUUUUGCAACUUGUUAAGGAUUGGUCUGUAGGUGAUGAUAAAUAGGUCUUUUUCUUCUCCAUUCACUGAGCUUCUUAAGCCAUUAUAAAUAAAACUUGUAUUCCUCUCUUCCACAAAAGCAGAAUUUCCACUGAUUUUUCUUGUUCCUGGUGAAUUUAAGUAUUCUAGUGCAUUCCUAUGGCCUUACAGAUGUUUUUGCAAAUAAAACUUCAAUUACAGUUAUUUUAAUGCAACGUAGCUACUAAAUUCAGACUAGAAAGUAUAGUCCUUGAGAAAUUGCUUAAUUUUGAAAUAGAAGUGUUCUACUGUGUGUGUUUAAGCACAUUUUUAUCUCUGAUUAAAGGUGUAAUGUGAAAAGCUCCUGCAGAUAAAGUGAUCUUGUCAUGUGAUUAACCUGUAAGCCUAAUCAUUGUGUAUCGAUGUGUAUAGACAAAAAAAAUUCCCUCCCCCCAAAAAAAACCACUUUAAAUUCUAAUGGUUUUAUUACUCCAUGUGAACUUUUUUACAAUAAUAUGUCUCAAAUAAAAGUUACGUAAUGAAAAGAA